AUGUCUUACAUAGUAAUAGCCACGUUUUCUUCAAAUUCGCGAUGUUCCGCAACAAAAGAAGAUAUGCGCCGUUUUGCGACGGCUGAUCUCUUACUAAAACCGAUGGCUUCUACAUUUUCUGUUCACCCAUCAACGAUACAGCAUUCACAAUCCGAUGACGAUUUUCAUCGUUUUACAAACGAUGAUACUAUUUGUAUGGAAUAUUUAAAAGAAGUACGGCGAAUAAACACACGUCAUAAAAUAUUUUCACCUUACCUUCAGAAAUUACCUCAUUCUAAUUUCCUUCAACACAACCUUCCACCUCCACAAUCUUCGAUAACGACUUCAUCACGCCGUCACACGGAUAGACGACGUUCAAAUUCGACAAGUCGACACCAUAAACGUUCAUCAUCUGCUCAAAGAUCCAAAGAAAUGAAUCAUGCCUAUCAUCCAUCAUCAAAUGUGGUAGAUGGACUUGAUUUAAGCUGUUUUUUUGGAAACGAUAAUGAACAUCAUCAGCAUCAUACACUACAAAAGAAAUCACGACCAGUUAGUGCACCAACAAGAACAGUUGCUUCGCAGAAGAAAAAGCAACGUCGUUCAAUUGGUUCUCGUUCUCAAAAAGACAAUUUUAUUGUUAUACUCUAUCGAAACGGUGAUCGAGAUAAAUGUGUAUAUUGCAGAUCAACAACUAUAGAUGCUAUUUUAUUAUAUGCGACGGAAAAAUUACAGAUGCCAUUAGCGGCAAGACGUUUAUUUGAUGAAAACGGUCGUGAAGCGUAUCGCAGUGAAGAUAUACGAUCACAAUCGGAAUAUUACGUGUCAAGUGGUGAAAAUUUUAAAAAUCCAUUUGAUCCAAUCAAAGUACAAACAGAAUAUGGUUUAAAUUCUGUCUGGACAAUGCAAGGAAUCAAAACAUUAGCUAUUAAACCAAAAACAUUUACCACUACAACAAAAAUAUCAAAACGUUUAGAAAAACAAAUAAAAUUGAAUGUAAAUUUAAUGAUAUUUGAAAAUGGAUUUGGUACUAAUGAUACGAUGUAUCAAAUGUUAAUUGAUACAGUUCUAAAAGAAAAUUUUGAAAAAUUUCUCGAAGAUUGUACAAUAAAAAUUGAAUUAAAUGCACAUGCUAAAAAAGCUUAUAAUUAUCGGGGUGAUGAAAUUAAAUCAUUAAAGAUAUUUGUAGAAUCAGACGAUAAUUUUAUUAAAACCGUUCAUGGUUCAAAGAUUCAAGAUAUAUUAGGUCCAAUAUGGAUUAGUAAAGGCGAACGAUUUCGUCCAAAAGGUGCAUAUAAAUUUUUAGCAUUACGUUUGGAAGAAGGAAAACGCCGUUUAAAAAAAGAAAAAACAAAACAAGAAGAAGUACAUCUCAUUCAAAAAUAUAAGAAACAAAAGAAAUCCAAUCAAUCGAUGAUAAUGGAAGAUCUGGAUGAUACGACAACAAACGGAAUGAAAAUUGAAAUAUUCAACAAUGACUCAUUUGAUAAGAAAAAUAUCAAAGAUAAAAAAUUAUUAUCAAUGACAAUUGAUGAAUUAAACGAAUUAGAUCAAACGAUGAAUAAGAGUGUAGAAGAACUUCAAGAUAUGAUUGAAAAUUAUAAAUUAAAAAUGGCUGAAAUUGAAUUAGAGAAAGAUGAAGAAGAACGUAUGGGUGCAAAUUUUGCUACUGAACAUAUCAAAGAAAUAAAAUCAGAAAAUAAAAUUGUUGGACGACAUCCAAUUUGUUUACAUAUUCAUGAAAAUGGAAAUUAUAAUAAAAAUGAUCCAAAAAUAUAUUUAAAUAUUAAAAAUUUACCAUCAAAAAAUGCGGGACAAACAAGUAUUGAAUAUUUAUUAGAUUAUUUACAACAAGAAGUUGAUAUUUAUAGUCGUCAACGACCAAAACGUGUUUUCGAUAUAAAUGGAAUAGAAUUUAAAUUAUUGAAUAAAUUAAAACAGAAUCAAGAUUUAUUUAUCUCUUAUGGAGAAGAUUAUAAACCCGCAUUUAAACCGUGUAUGAGUAUUACACUAGUCAAUGUUGAAGUCUAUGAAAAAGAUGGCCAAUUGGCUCUUAUAAAAUCUAUGUCAGAAGAUUUUUUAAAAGUAAAAAAAGAUACAAAUGUUAGACAAAUCAUAGCAUCCUGGAAACCUUUACAACGGAUUUCAAAUGAUAUUGAACGAAAAUUUUACAAUAAGUUUAACGAUGAACAGAAAACAAAUUAUGAUAAAAUACCUUUAGAUGAUCAUAUCAGUCCAAAUGUUACGCUACUUGGUCAAACAGUGAUCAAUACUGAAACAAAUAAACAUUCAACAAAAUUGAUUUAUCCUGAUUUAAAAAUAGAAGAAAAAUUUCAAUUGAAACCAGAAAAAUCCGAACUAUUUCCAAAAACAGAACUACAAUUAUGGCGUUAUAGUAAGGAUGGUUAUAUUUUCAAUAAAAUUUUAUCUCGAUUGACGUUGACUGUUGUCGAUCAACCGAUUCGUUUAAGUCAAAAAUCAUCAGCAUUAAACAGAGAAUAUGUAGAAUUAGUUGGAUAUGGCGUUUGUUUACAGCCAAAAACAGACGAUAAACAAUUGAAACAAUUGUGGACAUUUACUGCUGAUGGUUAUAUUGUUUCUCAAGCUUAUCCCAAUUAUGCUCUAACAAAUCUUUCAACAAUUGUACCCACAGAUAAUAAAACAAUGCAAGCAAAUGGUAUACGAAUGGAAGAGAAUGAUCCAUCAAUUUAUUAUAUUGGUAUAUGUCCGAAAUGUAACAAAAAAUCACCAUUUAUUCAUGCACAAAGAUGGGGUAUUCGUCAACAGUCUGGUUUUACUAUUGGUGAUUGGAAAUAUUCUAAAGUCGAAAAUCCUGCAUGGCAUAAGAUGGCUUUAACGUGGCCUGUCGAUGGAUCAGGAACAUUAAUUCCAGAACUACAAUGGCCCAUUGAAGGUUAUUUCAUUCCGGGUGUACCACCAGUUAAAUCCAUAAAAUUGACACCAACAACGCCUGCAUUUGUACCAAUUCGUCUUCAAGUAUUAAAAAAUGGUGAACGAGAUUUGGGUAAAGCAGUCGCUGUAGUAGGACCAGAUAUGUCAAAUAUGUUAACUGAAAAUAAAACGUCACCAACCAUUUAUCGUCGAUUACGAAUACCAAAACCGGAAAAAGAACAGCGAGCAAAUAGACAACUUAGACGAAUGGCCGAUGCAAGACAACGAGAAAUUAAAUUGUUUUUAGAAGAUUGUACAAAUUUAUUGAAUUUACCAUUUGCUGGUCGACGUCUAUUUGACAAAGAUGGCUAUGAAUUAUUUGAUUUGACAUCAAUUCAACGAGAUUCACAUGUAUAUGUGACAUGUGGAGAAGCUUGGAUAGAUCCAGAGUUAACAAAAGCAGAACAACAACGACGUCUGCUAUUAGCCUAUUUGAAAAAUGAUGUGAAUAUGAUUGAUUUUUAUUGUUCAUUACGAAAUCCUGUUGAAUACUGUAUUGAAACAAAAAAUGGUUUAUGUGAAAAUUCUCAACUAAUUGUUAAUAUAUGUGCAUUAAAUUCAAUACAACGAGAAAGAGUGAAACAAGGUGAAACAAUUGAACAAGUUAUUGAAUAUGAAGUCCCGGUUGUCGAAGCAGCGCCUGAACCAGAAGCAAGAACAGCUCAUGAACGAGCUCACAUAGCUGUGGAUAAGAAAUUAAAAGAAAAAUUUCGUUGGCCAUGGGAGAAAAUUGCAAAUCGUAGUUUAACAUCAGAUACCGAUGAUGAUGGAUCAGCAAAUGAAACGAUAAAUAACUCGUUAACACGAGACAAAUCACCACCAACGAAACCUAUUCUAAACAAGUCAACCAGAAAUUUGCCAAAAACCGUUCGUAUAUCGAUGCAAAGCUUUAAAUGGGAAGAAUCCGGUGGUUAUAUAUCGUGUAGUGAUGAUCCAAAUUUAGUGUUUGGUGUCAAGGAAAUCGAAGCAAAAAUUGUUGAAGUUGUUUUGAGACGACGAAAUCCCGACGAUAUAUUUCAAAGAUGGUUGAUUAAAUCAACGAUUGCCGAUAAUGACAAUGAUAAUCUACAACCAGAUGAUAAAAGUAAAAUUAUAAUCGUCUCAAAAGCUCGUCCUACAAUGGCUUUAACAAUCUUGUUGCCAUCGUGUACCGGCUCAGAAUCAAAUGAAAAUUCUGUAUCAUGUGUCGGUUGUUCCGUUUCACUUCAAGUUCGAAGAACUGAAGAAAAUGGAUGCGCAAAUCAAAAAUGGACGUAUGAUAAGAAACUUGGUUUCUUGUUUGCCUUUUCUGCAUCGACAAUGGACAAAGAAAUUACUGCUGCCAAUCGUGCAAAUAUUUGUUCUUAUACAGUUGUUAAGGAUAAUGUAUCACAACCGGGUUAUAUGGUUUCCAUAAUAAAUAGUCAAGAUCAAACAGAAAAUGUUGCUGUUUGUUUGGCAUGCGCAAAAUCGAUGCGUGGAAAAUAUCGACUAAUUAAAAUGAAAACAGAUAUAGAAUUUUCAUGUGCCAUUGGACAAAGACAAGAUUUAAAAUUCAAUGGUUCAUUUCAUUGUCUUAAUCAUAAAGUUGAUUUAUCUGAAAACGUAGCUGAAAAUACGCUUUCAAUUUGGAAAGAAAAAUAUGACAAAUUGAAAGAAGAAGCAAGUGUUCGAGCUAUAGCUAAAGAAAUAGCUGCUGCUAAAUCAAUUCAAACUGUUCAUUUACUUGCCUAUCGAAAUGGUGAUGGACAUACAAAAAUUGGACAAAUACUCGUUGGAUCAAGUAUCAUUGGAUUAUUGGAUCAAGCAACGCAACGUUUAAAUUUGACAAAUGCAGCUCGACGUUUUUAUACAGUUGAUGGAAAUGUUAUGUUAACAAUCGAAGAUCUGUUACAAUGGACAUCAGAAUAUUAUAAGAAAAAAUAUAAUAAAUGGUUAAAACCAGAAAAAUAUAAUGAAACUCGAAAAGUUCACACUGAUACUGUAUCUGAAAAGACUACUUUAUCGUCUACAGUGGAAACAUCGACACUUGCUGCAAAACAACGUCAUCAAAAUUUACCAAAACCAUCAGAUAUAAAAAAUGCAGUGAAAAAAAAUGUAUCUGGAACAAUAGAAAUAGAUAUGAAUCAACUUUUGAAAUUUCCCAUUGAAAUAUGGGUCUCAUCAGGAGAAUCCUUUGUUAAUCCAAAAGACGUUGAUCAACGUCAAAACCAGCGUAUAUUACAACGUGAACAACGUACAACAGUUGAGCAUGAAUUAGAAAAAGAAAAACAUUCACUACGCUUAAUGCAAGGACGUCGAAUUUCUGCUCAACAACCGGGUGAAUUCAUAUCUCAACAAAAUCCACAGGAACCUGUAAUUAAACAAGGACAUUGGACCGAACAACCUGAUAUUGAGUUGGAUAAAAUUGAAGAUGUUGAACAAUUAAGGACUUCACUGGAUGAAAUUCGUAUGUCUCAACAACCGGAAAAUACCCGACUAAUAUUAACAGCGGCCACCGAUCGACUUGUUCAACAUCCGAAAACAAAACGUGUAUUGGUGUAUACAAAUCUUGAUCCAGCCAAUGCGGUUCAGUGUUUUGGCAGUAGUCUUGAAGAAAUAAUGGAAAAUUCCAAGUUAAAAUUACAUGUUAUGCAACCAAUCCAAGCAUUAUUCGAUGAAAAUGGACAAUUAGUAAGCGAUAUAAUUGACUGUUUUACUACAAUUCAGACUAUUGAACGUUUUGAUCAAAUUCGUCGUGAUCAAUUAAUCUGUGUUUCGACAACAAAAACAUUUACAACCGUCACUGAACGUCAAAAAGAAGUUGAAAUCAAGGCUAAUUGGGCGCGUACACGUAAAAAUUAUGGAGAUGCUGCUACUGAUAUUCGUGUUAACUCCUCGCUAUCAUUUCCCUCUGUUGAUCCAUUUGGACCUCCGUUACUUACCAUUGAUGAUCAACAACAACUUCGACCACUGCAUACUGUUCAAACUACGACCAAAAAUUCGGCCUUAGCAAUUGAGCAACCACCACGAUUAUUAAGACCCACGACGGCCAAAUCAAGAGUCACUAGAACAAUAAUUGAACAGCCACAAUCAGAAGAUCAAUAUCCCAUUGCAACUUCAGAAAAAUCUUUUCUAACCGAAACAGAUAUGUUUAAUUUGCAAUCACCAGAAUCAACGAAUAAGCAACACCAACAUAUAACAAUAACAUAUUGCAAACAACAAGAUUCAGAUUCAGUACAUCCAACAUUAACUGCCAAUAAUUUCUUUUGUCCAACAACAACCAUAAAUGGUUUUGCCAAAGAUUCAAUUAAUGUUAGUGAUGAUGAUGAUGAUUUGAAUAUGGAAAAUGAUGAUAACGAUGAUGAGACUGACAGUGAGAUACAACGUAUAACAACUAAAUCCAGAUUAAAUAAUGAUUUAUUAUUUGAUGAUGAACGUUCAUGCGAAAGUAAUCGAUUUUCACGUCCCAUAUCAUCCAAACAACCUCUUACAACAGUAACAAAUAGAAAAUCCAAUAGUCCAUUAUUUGGACUGUUUGGUGAUGACAAAAAGUCAGAUAAUAAUAAAAAAGAAAAGGAUAACGAUGAUGAUGAUGAUGAUUUUAUGGCACUUUUGAAUAAAAAAUAG
Molecule: messenger RNA, 6516 nt
Organism: Didymodactylos carnosus
Lineage: Eukaryota; Metazoa; Rotifera; Eurotatoria; Philodinida; Philodinidae
Source: the annotation of a GenBank genome assembly